GUUUGCUCGCACCCUCUCUCUGCUUCCUCGCAACAAACGCGUCGUCGAAGUUUUCCUGCUCUACAUCCUCUUUUUGCGCUGUCGCCGUUGCCAGGAGCAUCGUGCACACACACUCCUUCACUACACUCCAGUGUCUCCGCGAGACUUUUGACUCAGAGCCAGACUCUCAUUUCGCUGCAGCCCCCACCGAUUCCGACAGACAGACUCCUCUUGUCGCAGAUAGACACCCUCUCAAAAGCCCAGAUCUCACUCUCUAAGCAGUACUUAGAGUUCCAACGACGACGUCGGUUUCGAUUUAUCGCUCAGCCGGUCUAGCGAUACUACAGCACUUCCAACGCCAGUUCACAGCUCGCAUCCAGUCUCUACUACGACAGUUUCGCGCGAUGUUCUCCAAAUCAUUCCUUACCGCAGCUGCGGCUUGCAGCCUGCUUGUUUCUUCCGUCAAUGCCCAUAUGGUCAUUGUCAGUCCUGUACCCUAUGGCGUGGACAGCCUCAACAACAGCCCUCUCGAACCAGAUGGAUCCGACUUUCCAUGCAAACAGCGAUCUGGCGUCUACGAUAUCAGCCAGGUGAACCAGAUCCCCGUUGGUGUACCACAAAAGCUUUCUUUCAAGGGAGGUGCUACCCACGGCGGUGGCUCCUGCCAGCUCUCAGUCACUCUCGACAAGAACCCCACCAAGGAUAGCAAGUGGAAGGUCAUUCACACCAUUCUUGGUGGCUGCCCGAAUUCGAAGGCCGGCAACGCCGAUGGUUCUCCAAACUAUGAGGGCAACCCAACCUUCGAAUACACCAUGCCAAAAGGCAUGCCAAACGGACAGUACACCAUGGCGUGGACGUGGUUCAACAAGAUCGGCAACCGAGAGAUGUACAUGAACUGCGCGCCAAUCGAAGUCUCUGGCGGUGCGGAUAACGACGAGGUUCUCAACACUCUUCCUGAUAUGUUCGUCGCAAACAUUGGCAAUGGCUGCACUACCGACGAGAGCCAGGACUUUGUCUUCCCACAAUGCGGACUGAAUGUUGAAACUGCACAGAACACUGCUCUUGGCAGCAAGACACAGGGCACAUGUGCCGCUGCGACUGGCGGCGCAGGUGGUGGCUCUGGAUACUCAGCUCCAGCUAGCUCUCCAGCUGCACCAACUGGAUAUGGCUCUGCUUCAAGCGCUGCCCCUGCCGCUCCAAGCUAUGGCUCAGGCUCUGGUUCCGGUGCUGGCUCCAGCCCUGCGCCUUCCGCACCAAGCUACGGCUCUGGCCCAUCCGCUGCUCCCAACGCACCUUCGUAUGGUGGAGCCUCUCAUGCUGCUCCUCAAGCACCUGCUCCUACAGGCUAUGGUAGCGGCAGUGCGAGCAGCGUCGAAGGCGGUGGUGCAGCAGGCGGCAUCGCCACCACAUACGAGGUCCACACUGCUACCGAAAUCAGGACUAUCACUGCCGACGGACCAGCACCAACUGGAUACACUCCGCCAGCCGGCCCAGGCGGCAACUCCGGAGGUAGCCCUCCAAGUUACGGCGGCUCCAACAAGGGCAAAGUCUCUUCCGACUCUGGCUCAUCGUCAGGCGGAUCGUCCGAGUCGUCCGACAACAGCACUUCGCCAUCGACAUCUUCCGGCGCCAUCGCUUGCACGACACAAGACGAAAUCAUCUGCAUGCCUGGCAACAAGUUUGGCAUUUGCGACAAUGGCUUCGCUGUGCCAAUGGCUCUUUCUCAGGGCACAGCAUGCUCCAAUGGCGUCGUUUCAAAGCGAAGCAAUUUCAGCCGCCACCUUCGCCAACACCUCAAACCCCACGGCUCCAAGUUCCGCUAGAUAUUCUCACGAGACCUUCACGACAUGUACAGCUGGCACGCACGCAUGUACUUCACAGGUUCUUGGGGAACGUUCGUUUUUGUGGUGGAGAAAUUUCAAAUGGUGUUGGGUGGAGGAUUCUUGGUUCGAGCAUUUGAGCAAGGCAAGGCGAUCGUUGCAUUUGCAUUUCGGAUUUGACGCGAUGAGGUUGUAGCUUUUAUCCACUUUCAUGAUGACGCUUUUGACGGAAUGAUACCAGCGGCUCUCUGGCAGGCUUGCACAAACAGGACAUUGGAAAUACAAAAAGGGCAUUGAGCACCAGAUUCAGCGCUACCACAGAGCCAUGACAGACGGCAUACAACUGUUCAUACAGUACUCACAAAGCAUUUGUUAUUGAC
Messenger RNA from Cercospora beticola, 2179 nucleotides. RefSeq lists its product as uncharacterized. Lineage: Eukaryota; Fungi; Ascomycota; Dothideomycetes; Mycosphaerellales; Mycosphaerellaceae. The record is from RefSeq and is a predicted model, not a curated record.